GCUGGAAAGACCCAGAACUUGUAGAUCAUGAUCAGCAUACAAGCUAUAGAUCACUGUUUCCUUGAGGAAUGGAACAAGCCAUUAUAAGGAUGGGAAUCGUAUCAAGGAUCUAGAGAGGGUGGAUAGACUAUUUUAGUGGAUCUGUUAGCCGUUCUGACCUCUGGUGAAGUUCUCUGAGUUGUACCAGCAUGUCAAAGGGGGCAACGAACAUUAAGGAUGUAGCCACCUUAGGCUCACUGAUAGAAGCAGCCCGGGAUGGAAACGUGGAAGACGUGAAACGUUUACUGAAGGCUGGUGCAGAAGUGAACCAGACUGAUGAGGAUGGGGUCACCCCACUGAUCAUAGCAGCCCUGAAAGGACAUGUAAACCUUGUGCAGCAGCUGCUGAAGGCUGGAGCAGAAGUGAACAAAGCGGAGCAGAAUGGAUUUACUUCGCUUUUCAUGGCAGCCCAGAACGGACGUGUAGAUGUUGUACAGCAGCUACUGAAGGCUGGAGCAAAGGUUGACAAGUCUGAAAAAAGUGGAGCCACUCCCCUGUACACAGCAGCCCAGAAUAGACAUGUGGAAGUUGUGAAGCAGCUGCUGAAGGCCAGAGCAGACUUGAACAAGGCUAGACAGGACGGUACAACUCCAUUGUACUUAGCAGCCCAGAAGGGACAUGUACAAAUUGUGCAGCAGUUGGUGAAGGCUGGAGCAGACGUGAACAAGGCUAGAGAGACCGGAGUCAUUCCACUUUACAUAGCAGCCUCACAUGGACAUGUAAAAGUGGUGCAGGAGCUUCUAAAGGCUGGAGCAGAAGUGAACAAGGCUAAGCAGGAUGGCUUGACUCCACUGUACAUAGCAACAAAAAAUGGACAUGAGGAAGUUGUUAAGCAGCUGCUGAAGGCUGGAGCAGAAGUGGACACGGCUACUAAGAACGGAGACAGUCCACUGUUGAUGACAGCCCAGAUUGGACAUUUAAAAAUUUUGCAGCAGCUGCUGAAGGCUGGAGCAGAAGUGAACAAGGCUCAUCUGUUCGGAGCCACUCCGCUAUUUGCAGCAGUCCAGAAUGGACACAUGGAAGUUGUGCAAGAGCUGCUGAAGGCUGGAGCAGAAGUGGACAAUGCUAGAGCGGAUGGAUUCACUCCUUUAUGCAUGGCAGCCUGGAUUGGACAUUUGAAAGUUGUACAGAAGAUGUUGGAGGCUGGAGCAGAGGUGGACAAGCCUGGUCAGCAGAACGGAACCGCCGGCCCAUUGUAUGCAGCAGCACAGGUGGGACAUGUGAACGUUGUGCAGCAUCUUCUGAAGGCUGGAGCAAGAGUGGAUAAUACCGAUCAGGAGGGAAUCACAGAAUUGUCCAUAGCAGCCCAGAAUGGACAUGUAGAAGUUGUGCAGCAGCUGCUGAAGGCUGGAGCAGACGUCAACAAGGCUAGACAGGACGGAGCCACACCACUGUUAAUGGCAUCCCAGAAUGGGCAUGUGAAAGUUGUACAGCAGCUGCUGAAGGCCGGAGCAGAAGUGGAUAAAGCAACGCAGAACGGAGCCACCGCACUGUUGGUAGCAGCCAAGAAGGGGCAUAUGAAAAUUGUGCAGCAGCUGAUGAAGGAUGGAGCAGAAGUAGAAUAUACUAAUCAGGACGGGUGCACAUCGUUGAACCUGGCAGCCCAGGAGGGACGUGUGGGAGUUGUGCAGCAGCUGCUGAAGGCUGGAGCAGAAGUGAACAAGGCUAGGCAGGGCGGAUACACCCCAUUGUUCAUGGCAGCCCAGAAUGGACAUGUGGAAGUUGUGCAGCAACUACUGAAGACUGGGGCAGAAGUGGAUAAAGCUGAUGAGACUGGGACCACUCCACUGUACAUAGCAGCCGUAAAGGGACACGUGAAAGUUGUGCAGCAUCUGCUGAAUGUUGGGGCAAAAGUGGACAAGGCUAAUCAGGAUGGACUCACACUGUACUCAGCAGCUCAAGAGGGACAUGUGGAAAAUGUGCAGCAGCUUCCCAAGUCUGGAGCAGAAGUGGACAAGUUUCAAAAGAUCGGAGCCACUCCACUAGCCGCGGCAUCCUGGAAUGGACAUGUGGAAGUUGUACAGCAGCUGCUGAAGGCUGGAGCAGAAGUGGACAAGAUUACUGAUGAAAUCGGGGCCACUCCACUGUACAUAGCAGCCCACAAUGGACAUGUAAAAGUUGUACAGCAGCUGCUGAAGGCUGGGGCAGAAGUGGAUAAAGCCAAGCAGGGCGGAGUCACCCCAUUGUUUAUAGCAGCCCAGAAUGGACAUGUGGAAGUUGUGCAGCAGCUGCUGAAGGCUGGAGCAGAAGUAAACAAGGCUGAUGAGUACGGAGCCACCUCGUUGGUGAUAGCAGCCCAUAAUGGACAUAUUCAGGUUGUACAGCUGCUGCUUAAGACUGGAGCAGAAGUGGACAAGGCUAUACUGGUCGGAGCUACCUCGCUGCACGUAGCGGCCCAGAAUGGACAUGUGGAAGUUGUGCAGCAGCUGCUGAAGGCUGGAGCAGAAGUAGACAAGGCUGAUCAAAGGGGAAUAGCCCCGCUGUACAUGGCAUCCCAGAAUGGACAUGUAGCAGUCGUACAGCAGCUGCUGGAGGCUGGAGCGGAAGUGGACAAGGCUGAUGAGAGGGGAAUAGCCCCACUGUACCUGGCCUCCCAGAAUGGACAUGUGGAAGUUGUGCAGCAGUUGCUGAAGGCUGGAGCAGACGUGGACAAAGUCAUGCAGUUUGGACUCACAUCACUGUUCAUCGCAGCCCAGCAAGGUCAUGCGGAAGUUCUUCAACAGCUACUAAAUGCUGGAGCUAAAGCAGAGAUGAGUCUGCAGGGAGCUCACGAUAAAAUGAGUUAUGCAGGUUUAACGGCUCUACAUACAGUCUGCAUGAAUGGUCACUUUGAAGCUGCUCGCGUCCUGAUCUUGAACAAGAAAGGUGCCAUCAACCAGAAGGCAAUGCUGAACAUCUUUGAAUUCACGGAAGAGUACACAGAUGUAACCCCACUCCAUAUCGCAGCGGCGUUAAGCCACCUGAACAUCGUGAAUCUCCUUGUCAGUGCAGGAGCAGACACCGCAUGUACAGGAAUUGUCAAGAAUAAAGAAAGUGGACUAACAAAAGUGCAGAGUUCUUAUGACGUGGCUGUGGACAGAGACCAACACCUUACUGCUUUCACGCUCUGGAGUGCCACUGUUGGGAAGACAGCUAGCAAAGAAGCUGACAAGGAGUUUCCAACAGAACUGUUUGCCAAACAGGCCGCCAUCAAAACAAGGCAACAGGCAGAGAAGGACAUCAUGAGAAGAAUCAUCACAACAAUGCUGAACGAUCAUGUGGGACGACGAUGGCGGGAACUCGGCCGCCGCCUGGGUAUCAUAGAGGUUGACUUGGACGACAUCCAGUACAGGUGCAACAUCAACUUGGGAGGGCUGAAGGAGAUGACUGUGGAGAGUCUGCAGCUGUGGCUGGACAGACAACCGUACUGGCCAAACAUUUUUAACGUGUGGUGGGCACUGCAGGACAUGCAGAUGGCGGAUGUGGCAGAGACCAUACUGAAGACACUCGCCGAUGAGCGAAAUCUUGCUGGCGUAAAAGAUGAGAUUGACGAGAACAAAGACGAGGAUGAAGGGGAGAACGAUGACAGAAACGACGACCAAAACAAAGUGGCAGAAAAGAAACAACAGAUGGGAGUUGUGUCGGAAACAACUUCGUUCUUUGAGAUGGCCAAGGAACUGUUAUCGUCCAUCUCCUCAUCAGUUUCCAAUAUGGUGUCUCGUUGGCUGAGGGACUUCGAAUUCGACGCCUUCGUGUCUGCCAACCAGCGGGACUUCUCCUGGGUGAAUGAGUGGGUUCAGCAGCUCGAGUCUCCACCCCACAACCUGAAGAUCUGUGUCCACCACAGGGACUUCAAGAGCGGCGUGCCGAUCUCACACAACAUCGACUGGGCAGUGGCUAACAGUAGGAAGAUUCUCAUAGUUCUCUCCCAGAACUUUCUGUCCAGUAACUGGUGUAAGGUUGAGCUGAAGGCAGCCGUAGAGAAAGAACUGAGUAGUGACAAGUACUGUGUGCUGCCCAUGUUGAAGGCUGAGUGUGAGAUACCUGAUGAGUUAUCUCACCUGACGUACCUGGACUGUACAGAUGGUACUGUGGAUGUUGCCAAGUUGGCAAGUGACAUCAAAUCCCAAGUGAGGAAGAGGGCAAGCUUAGCCAGUUCACAGUAGGGGAAAGUAUGUACAUAUAUGACUACAGAGAUAGGGAGACUUUAGGACACUAUACUGUAGACAAACUUUCCUGUUGAAGCAUUCUUUAUGGAUUAUAAGACUGAAGCUAACAAAAUGUAAUACAUUGAUGAUAGUUACAAUACUAGUCUGGUGAUACGAAUCAAGAUAUUUUGGCAUCUGACAUUGUUUGUGACGUCUUUUGAUGUGAUAAGAUAUGAAAACAUUAUAACAAAUGCUGUUUGAUUCUGUUUAUAGCAGUUAGCCAAAGUAUUUCUCUGUUCAAUGAUCUUUCCAUUGUCCAAAAAGGAGUUGUCAAAAGUGUGAAGAAUACCAACGUGUGUAAAAAUUCAAUGUCAUGCAAGAUGACGUAAAUAAUCCAUUCACCCAAGUGGGAAGGAUGUUAUGAAAGGUCUAAGCAACUUGUUUUUAUGAGUUGCAUAUUAAUUACAGUUAAUGUAUAUAAAAAAGGAAUGUUGUGGUGAAAUAAGAGAGAAACGAUCGUUUUGUAUUUUGAAUCACAGCUGUUUGCUUUUAGCAAUGCAAUGAAAGUUUGUCUUCUUUUCUUAAGCUUUACUCAAAAUUUCAGUCAUUGAAGAUAUAUUAAAUCAGAUAAAUCUUGGGUUAGUCAAGGACACAAACGUUCCGUUAUCAUGUCAUCAUGUUCAUAUCAAUAGAUGUCUAUAUACUCUUUGUAACCAACGUAUAUCUUUGCCUAGUCAUAUAAUGUUCCUUUUCAAUACAGAAUUAUUUGUAUCAGUUACAAAACAACUGGUCAAUGUGAAGUAUACCGUAAAUCAACAUGAAGUACGCAAAGCAUGUAAAUAGCUAUUACAAUGUGAGAGAUCCAUCUAGGAUAUUACUAAUGUUUAAACAUGAAGAAUAGGUAUCAAUUAAUGAUUUUGCCUUUUUGACGUUAACUUUGUGUUCAGAAUAUUAAUCAUUUCAUGACCUUAUUGUACAGGUAACUUUUCAAUCUAGUUUUAGGUGUUCACCUAUAGCUAAAUCCCAUUGUUAAUUCUUUCGUAACACAGGCUUUUAACGCAAUAAAAGUUGAUCGCUGAAA
Molecule: messenger RNA, 5247 nt
Organism: Branchiostoma floridae (Florida lancelet)
Lineage: Eukaryota; Metazoa; Chordata; Leptocardii; Amphioxiformes; Branchiostomatidae
Product: ankyrin repeat domain-containing protein 17-like
Exons: 35
Coding region: 189-4184 (1331 amino acids)
Biological process (GO): signal transduction
Cellular component (GO): cytoplasm; nucleus
Molecular function (GO): protein binding
Source: RefSeq, a predicted model, not a curated record